GCAGUGGACCUAGGGCGACCUGGAGCAUGCUUCCUGCCAACGACAAACUCAGCUGAGGGGUGGGAUUAAGCCUCUUUUAUCAGCAGAAAGCUACUGCCUCACAACUUUAAAGACAGUAUUUCCAGAAGGAAGAGCAGGAGUCAGCAUUCACAACCUCGAGUCGGUGUUUGGUAGCAGCUUUGGCAGAUCUAACCUUUCUGCACCACUGCCUUGUCGGAAAAGUGACUCUAAAGACCGUGCCUGUUGUGGUAACUCUUCCAUUCCCAAAUCCUGCAGUGCUCUUGUGAACACAAACCAUUCCUCUUCCAUUGAACUGAGCCUUGCAGCACUUGACUUAAUCUAUUGGCUCUGUCUGCUAAGUCUGCCAGGCCUAACUCCAUCUAGCCUGACCUCUACGAUGUGUGCCAACUGCUUUGCUUCUUUCAUUUUGAGUGUUAAAUGUGAUCUCUGCAAUCUCUUAGUUUUGCUUAGAUGGCUCAAUUUGCAAAGAGCUGGAUGGCAGGGAGGUACCUGUUUGUCUGCUGGAUUUGGGAUAUUCUCAGCAUUGAAGCACUACAGUCAAAGAAAGUACCUCUUGCCUUUCUAUGCCAUGUGGCAAAACAACUGGACUACCAAAUUGCAAGCAGCUGCCAGACUUCUGAAGCCUCUUCCCAUUAAUCUCCUUUGCAGGGAAGACUGCUUCCAUGUGGAUGAAAGGAAGGGCCCCCCAGUGAGGCUUGUGCAGCCUUCCUCCAGGGGGAGCUAUAAAUGCAUGCCUUUGUGCCACCGUCAAUUGCUGGGAUUCAGAGUAGUAAUUGUAAGGUUUAUCUUUGGCAGCAGCUUGGUCAGUAUGGGCAGAAAACAUGCUCCUGCUAACCUACCCCAUCUUUCUAGCUGUCUGCAGGGAACAGGACAGUGGGUUAUUAUUUACAACUGUAAAUGUCUGGUGCAACCAUCAGUGAGAGCCAACAUGAGUGCACCAACUCCUAUGAGAGGAUUUCAUGGUCCUGUGUUAAGGCUGGGGCCUGGAAGCAAGGUAGAAGCUGGCUGCAAAUGUGCCUCUUCUUCCAGGGCUAAGAACUGAACCUUCCCACAGUGCCCAGUGUCUCUGUAAAAGUCAAGGUCAUUUGUCACUGCAGUAUCUGAACAAAGUGCCUGAACCACUAGGUUAUUAGUGCUGCCUAAUAGAGGGUAGUGCUGUGAGGAGUAAAAUCAUCAGUGACCUGCUCACAUUGAAAUUGCAUUUGCUUAAGUAACUUCUAUCAUUUUUUUUCUGAAAAGGAACCUAAUUGCUUUAUCGUGGCCAACUUGGAACUUGUACAGUGCUCGGAAGGUCACCGUGUACCACAACUAUGCACUGCACAUGAACUGAGCAGGGACUACAUUAAUUACAAGCCACACUUGAUGGAAAGAAGUUCUUCCAGACUUGGAGACUCUGAGAGUCCGGCAGCCUAAUCAGUUUGGCAAUGUGUAAAGUUCCAGUAAUUGGAAAAAUCUGUGAGGAGGAAACAGCUUUGUGUUUUUGUUGGGCCUGACCAGCUUUUUGUUGCUGUUUUGGGCCUAACCAGUUGAAAGAUACUUGGUUUGAGUAGGAAUAGGGCAGCUUCCGCUAUGGAGAAGGGUGCUGGCUCUUGUUCUGCAUCUAGUCCUGGAACCACAGGCCAUGUUAGACUGAGGGGAGGGGGAAGUUUAAGAAAAAGAAGAGGCCAAAGAAGAUGGUUGGUACAUUUCUUAUUACUAAGUGCAUCUAGGUUACUAGUGGUGUUAAUUGUCUCAAGCUCUUUAGCUACUGUUUGCAUUUGUCACCUUGGUCAACAAAAACAUCCAGGAAGCUGCUUCCACUUUUGUGUUUUCUAUUGCUGCUGUUACCUGUUGGGAACUGGUGGUAAACAGGUAGCCAUGUUGUUGGCAACAUCUGCUGUGGAAACGGGUCUCUGUCUUCUUGGCGUAGGAGGCGGAGGUAAGCGGAAAGGCAGGAGCAAGAAAUGGAAAGAGAUCCUGCGGUUCCCACACAUCAGCCAGUGUGACGAGCUCCGGAAGGGCCUCGAGAAGGACUACAGCAGCCUGUGCGAGAAGCAGCCCAUCGGCAGACUGCUUUUCCGUCAGUUCUGCGAGACCCGGCCUGAGCUGCUGCGCUGCAUCCGCUUCCUGGACAUUGUGACUGACUAUGAGCUGUUCCCAGAUGAGAAACGCAAAGAGAUGGGUGAGGAGGUCAUCCGCCAGUUCUUCAGCACAGAGUCUCCAGACUACCUGCCGGAAAUCAGCCAGGCCCACAUCAGCCAGUGCUUGGAGAAUCUGCAGAAGAGCCCCUGCAAAGACCUCUUUAGCAGCUGUCUGCAGCCCUUGCAUGAGUACCUGAGCCGAGGCCCAUUUACUGACUUCCUGGGCAGCAUGUACUUUGACCGGUUCCUGCAGUGGAAGUACCUGGAAAGGCAGUCGGUCACCAAGGAUACUUUUCGGCAGUACCGCAUCCUCGGCAAAGGGGGCUUUGGAGAGGUGUGUGCCUGCCAGGUACGGGCUACGGGGAAGAUGUAUGCCUGCAAGAAGCUGGAGAAGAAGCGGAUCAAGAAGCGGAAGGGGGAAGCCAUGGCCCUGAAUGAGAAGCAGAUCCUGGAGAAGGUCAACAGCCGGUUUGUGGGUGGGGGGCUCCUGCAGGUGAGCCUGGCUUAUGCCUACGAGACGAAGGACGCGCUGUGCCUGGUGCUGACCAUAAUGAACGGUGGCGACCUCAAGUUCCACAUCUACAACAUGGGCAACCCCGGUUUCGAUGACGAGCGCGUCAUCUUCUACGCUGCUGAGAUCUGCUGUGGUCUCCAGCACCUGCACCAGGAGGGCAUUGUGUACCGGGACUUGAAACCAGAGAACAUCCUGCUGGAUGACGACGGUCAUAUCAGGAUCUCAGAUCUGGGGCUGGCCAUCAAGAUCCCAGAGGGCGAGACAAUCCGGGGCCGGGUUGGGACCGUCGGCUAUAUGGCCCCAGAGGUGAUCAACAAUGAGCGCUAUACCUUCAGCCCUGACUGGUGGGGGCUGGGCUGCCUGGUCUUUGAGAUGAUCGAGGGGCAGUCACCCUUCCGAGCCCGCAAGGAGCGGGUGAAACGGGAGGAAGUGGAGAAGCGGGUGCGGGAAGAGCAGGAGCUCUACUCAGACAAGUUCAGCGAGGACACCAAGGCCAUCUGCAAAGCGCUCCUGGCCAAGGACCCCAAGCAGCGGCUGGGCUGUGGGGAGAGCAGGGCAGCUGAGGUCAAGCAGCACCCUUUCUUCAGGACCAUCAACUUCAAGCGCCUGGAGGCUGGGGUCAUGAAGCCAUCAUUUGUGCCAGAUCCUCGGGCUGUGUACUGCAAGGACGUGCUGGACAUCGAGCAAUUCUCAACUGUCAAGGGCGUCAACUUGGACCAGACAGACAAUGACUUCUAUGCCAAGUUUGCCACUGGCAGUGUCUCCAUCCCUUGGCAGAACGAGAUGAUUGAAACUGAGUGCUUCAAGGACCUGAAUGUAUUUGGACCAAACGGGAUGCGCUCCCCAGACCUGGACUGGAAGCAGCUUCCUGAGCCCCCCAAGCGCAGCCUGUUGCAGCGGCUCUUCCGGCGACAUCCGGCCGACUAUGCCCUCAGCACCAACGCACACUCCAACCUCCCGGCAGGCGUGAACUCUCACUCCCCCACAGCCAACUCUGCCUGCCAAGGCCGGUCCACGGCACAGGCACCUUCCUGACCCCAGCCCUGCCGUGGAGAACCUGCUCCUUGGGAGCUCCAGCCCGGACACCUUCCAUGGAGCCUCCAUCCUUGCCUUCUCAGGGUUACCAUGGAUGUGAAGCAGAGGCUGCUGGAGCCGUGCCGGGGAUGCGGAGGUGGUUGGGCCACCUACGUGCCCGGUAGGACUGGGGUGCUCACAGAGGCUGUGUUGGGAGGGCAUUUGGACUUUUGGGCCAGAGCCCUCUUAAUGCAUAACAGUUGGGACCAGGAGCCAGGCCUGCCCUUGGCACCUCAUCCUGCUUGCCUUGCCUGGGGGCAUCAUGGCCAGGCCAGCCCGGCUGUGCUCUGGACAACCCUGUGCUCCGGUACAGCCCAGCUCCACAGGUCUGUGCUGCUCAAGGGGAUUCCUCAGCCCCCUGCUCCUGCUAUACCCAGAGACCUAGCAGCUGGGUGCUGGGCCUGCAAGAUGCCCCCUUGUCUACUUGUCUAGCCCAAAGGGUCAAGCUGGGAUCCAGUCAGCUCCUCCAGUACAGUCAGGCUGUGAAAAUGGCCACCAGGGUGGGGGGAGGCUUGAAACAAGAUGCUGCUUGCCUGGGAGUGGAGCAGCAAUCUGUGUUGCCUCAGGUUUUGCUGCUGGUAUUUGGGCCUAGGCAUGGGCUGAGAGGUCCAGCGGGUUUAGACUCAGCCCUGAUUUGAGCCCCAUUGCUGGCAGGGAACGGAAGGGGUGCGAGCCUGUGUGUCGCCCUCAUGCUGCCUGGACGCUCUGCACAUUAUCUUAUCGCUGGCUGUUCGUGUAACCUCCGGGGCACAGGAAGCCUCGGCCUGGGUUCAAAUGUGUUGGAUUUUUAUCUCUAGUCUCCAAGUAGCAGCGAGCGCAGCCUUGGAGCGGUAGGCAGAGCAAGACGAGCGCAGGCUGAGCUGCCCUGCCCCACAUGCCCUGACCUCGCACUGAGGAUCUGGCCACCGCUGAGCGGAUCAGGUGCUGACAUGCGACUCGUUGCUAGCAGCAGGGGCUCAGUCGGGGCAGGGAGCUGCUCAGAUCUGGGGCAGCAUAGACUCCCUGGCAUUUUGGCACAACAGCGGGCAGCUCCCUGCUGCACGGCUGAACCAGAGCCGAAACACGGUGUGUCCUGAGCAGCAACGGCUGGCGUCCUGAUGCUCUCAAGCUGGGCAGGCAAAGGAGCCUCAGACUGGUGUGAUGCUAGCAACAUCACCAGCUGCUGUGGCAUGGGCCCAGCCAGGUCAGUAGUAUGGUACUGCCUUAGCUCAGGUCUAUGAGAGCCUGUUGCAGGAGGCCAAAACCUGCCUUCCCACCCUGGCAGGAGGAGGAACAGAGCAGGGUCUGGGAUGGGCUCCCUGCUUGGCAAGCUGGUGCAGCUGUCCUGGGCUUGCUUUGGGGCUCUGGAGCUCACGGCAGCUGGCUAGGGAAAUGGCUCUGGGCGCAGCAGCAUGUCUAGUGGUAUGAAAGCCCCCAAAGGUAUCACAUGCCAGACCCUGCAGUGGGUAGCCUUGCAGGGCAACAGCUCAGGGGGAGGUUGUGUCCCUGCAGCGUGCAACAUUGAAGUGAAUUGCCUCUCUCAGGUAUUUCAGCAAGCUAAAUGCAGCUUGCCUGAGUGGGACACUUCUGGGGCAGGGAAAGACUUGUGGGGGGUGGCCCAGAAUAUUGCAUUGUCCACACUGCCUGCCCUGUUUUAAGAGGAAGGGAGCACAGAGGGAUUUUUUUGGGUUCUAGCUGGCUGGCUGAUCUUGGCUGAAAAUGGUGGUGCAGGAGCUCAGAAGAGCAUAGGGGACUCGUGCCCAUCUUGGCUGCUUUGACCAUCUCCACCCCUACGUUUAAAAAUCCCUCUGCACUCGUGUCACUGAUGGCAGCUAGAAUACAAAGUGGGUUUCAAGAAAUGGAUUGUGCGUCGUGGUUCCUUUUUUACAUUCCUCUCCCUGGGGAAGGUGGAGUCCAGCUGGCAGGGUGGGCUAAUCUCACUGAGUUCAGCCUGGCUGCCAUGGCUGCAGGAGCCAGGGGGAAAGCAGACAAGCUGUUUGUAUUGAUGUUUUCCUAUCGAUAGGGGGGGGAAAAAAAGGUUGCACCAUGAGAGAGGGUUGAUUCAGCAAAGAAGUCUGGGGCCUCAACAACUUGGCAGACUCAACCUCCGUAUAAAUGAGCAAGAGAGGAUGGUUUCUGCUGCGAUGCCUGUUGCCCAUGAGCCUCGCAAACCAAUCCUGAAAUAAUCGCUGCCUGGUUUGGGGAGUUGGUGGCUUGUUUAUUUGUCUUUCUUCCCCCUAGUGCAGAUUAUACACACACACACACACACAACCCCCCCCGCCCCCCAAAAAAAUCUAUUUUGGGCUUGUUUUGGCCUGAGAAUGUGCCUGAAAUAGGUUUGAUUUUUUUUUCUUGCCCCCCUCCCCUUCCUGCUCCAUUGGAUCAAAGAGGAAAAAGGCUUCAGAUCCUGUUUUUAGAAUUGCGUGUGCGAGAUAAAUUGUGUACGUGUGGUAAAGGCUGAGAACUGCCCUCAGAAAGAUGCUCCAAGACCCCCUGACUUCCCCAGGAGAGACAACUUGCCACAUGGACCAGGCUUGUUUCUGUGCAAGUGAGGGGCAUGAUACCAAAUUCUCCAGCACAGGGCUUGGGGGGGAAGCAAGACCAAUUCCUGUUUGCCAAAGGCAUCUUGAUUUGUGUGUAUGCCUUCCCCUCUGCAUCAAAUGCCAUCGGUUGGUUUCUCUUUGAUUUUCGCACUGUAGCUCCCUGGGGCCAGUGCACUUGGUUUACGUGCUGUUUAGUUUUGUACAUUUGUAAACAUUUGUAAAUAUUUGUAUGUUGACUGCCUGGAUGUACAUUUUUAAGCUAAAAGCUGCCAACCAAGCCAUGUGGUGACUCUA
Alligator mississippiensis (American alligator) is the source of this 6545-nucleotide messenger RNA. Its product is annotated as G protein-coupled receptor kinase 5. Gene Ontology annotation, cellular component: cytoplasm. Lineage: Eukaryota; Metazoa; Chordata; Crocodylia; Alligatoridae. The record is from RefSeq and is a predicted model, not a curated record. Gene Ontology annotation, molecular function: ATP binding; G protein-coupled receptor kinase activity. Gene Ontology annotation, biological process: signal transduction; regulation of signal transduction; protein phosphorylation. The transcript is spliced from 16 exons. The coding region runs from base 1591 to 3690 and encodes 699 amino acids.